AAGAUGGGUUGGUUUGUGUUCUCUGAUUCGGACGGUCCAGGUUGAUUGCCUUUCGCAAGCCUACCAAGGGGCGAGUCCCGGAGCAAACAGCGGGCACUCUCUCCACCUUUCUCCAAUUGCAGCGCGUGCCGGGGCCUUUCAUGUCCUGUUCUUUCCUUUGGUAACUUUUCGUUACAGAAGGCAAAAACCCUCUCUGAUCCGACCACAAAGGCGUGAAACAAGGCUUUUUCUCUGCAGUAGAAGCUUCGGAAUCUGGUGUUUCUUCUCUCCUCCGCUCCCCAAAACUCCGUUAAAAUACUUUCGCGGUAUUCCAUCAUCCUGACUCUCUUCAUCUUUCAUGCCAUUAAGGGGCAUCUCCAAUGUCCAUGAAGAUUUUCUGUUAGCAGAGGAGGAAGAGGAAUGGAGGCUGCUUUUAGCACGCAGAUAUUAGCUGAGAAGCUAUCUAAACUCAAUAAUUCUCAACAAAGCAUUGAAUCUUUAUCACAUUGGUGCAUCAAUAAUCGGAAGAAAGCUCGGCAUAUUGUUGAGAUCUGGGAGAAAUUGUUCAAUAGUUCUCCUAAAGAACAAAAGGUUCCCUUUUUGUAUCUUGCAAAUGAUAUUCUUCAGAAUAGUAGGCGCAAGGGAAGUGAGUUUGUUAAUGAGUUCUGGAAGUUGCUUCCUGGUUCUUUAAAAGGUGCAUAUGAAAAUGGCGAGGAAAACAUAAAGAAUUCCGUGAUGAGAUUAGUGGACAUAUGGGAUGAACGAAAAGUUUUUGGAUCUCGUGGCCGAGGGCUGAAAGAUGUCAUUCUUGGUAAUGCACCACCUGUUCCACCUCCGUUGUCAGAAAACAAUGGGAAGAAUUCCAAUCCCAUUAAAUUAGUGAAGAAAGAUGCUCAUUCUGUGAGAAUAAAACUAGCCGUCGGGGGAAUGCCUGAAAGAAUUGUAACUGCAUAUCAAGCUGUUCUGGAUGAGCAUUUUGAUGAAGACACGGCAUUGAACAAAUGCAAGUCUGCUGUUUGUGCUCUGGAGAACAUGGAGAAGGAAGUUAAUGAUGCCUAUGCCCUGGGUAGUCAACAUGGACUGUCUUUGAUAGUUGAGCUCAAAGAGCAGGAGCACGUUUUGAAACAUUGUAUUGAGCAACUUGGGCAAGUUGAAGCUACCAGGGCUUCCCUAGCUGCUCAGUUGAAGGAAGCCCUGCAAGAGCAGGAAUCAAAAUUGGAUCUUAUACGCAGUCAAUUACAGGUUGCUCACUCAGAGGCAGAGAAUGCCGUUAACAUGAGGCAGAAGCUCGCAUCCAUGCCCGGUACAACAGGCCCUUUUGCAUCUGUAAACAUGACAACCAUCUCAAUGGCUCCACAAGCAGAGACUUUGCUAGCAACACCACCCAUGCAGCCACCGCCUAACCCACAGCCUGUAACUUCUUCCUUAAAUUCCAUAACCAGCGUUGAAGACGAGCAUAAGAAAGCCGCCGCCGCUGUUGCUGCGAAACUCGCCUCUUCUACUUCCUCCGCUCAGGUCCUGACGUCCAUUCUCUCAUCCUUGGUUGCUGAAGAAGCCGCUUCGAUGAAUGGAGGCCGAAGCUCAGGAUUUAUCCCCUCUAAUAACCCUUUGCUUCCCCCAGAUAAAAGACCAAAGCUUGAGAAACCAAUGCCUAUUACAGACAUGAACAGCAAAUAUUUUGGCCAUAUCACAUCACAACAUCAACAUCCCAACACAACCAUUCAGCCAACAUCACAGAGCACUCAACCAAUGCAGUCUUUCCCAACACAACCACCACCUCUACCUUCACUUCCCCUACCACAACCUUACAUGCAGAGCAGUGGGGUAUUGAUGAAUACUGUGGUGCCAUUUGGGUUUAAUGGUAGUCAUCUGCCACCUCCGCCACCUUUUUCCGUGCAUGCAUCAAUUGGAAUGAUGAGACCAAAUGGUCUGGCCCAACCACCGCCCCCGGCAACACCACCGCAACCGAAACAACAACAGCAGCCUCAGCAACAGCCAACCACUGGCGGGUUUUUUUCGUCUUCUGGAAUCGGAUUCUAUGGGCCGCUCCCGACAGCACCGCCAGUCCCGCGCCAAUAAUUCACCCAAAGAUUCUGAGUGUAUAUUUGUAGUAUUAUAUUUUUGGUUAAUUUAAUAUUUGCAUUUCAUGCUUGUGUUGGGUACAGGAGCAAAGUGGUUAGUUCUCAUUACCUGCUGUUGAGGCAGCAUCCAGAUAAGAAUCUACUAAUGAGAAGUAAAAGGUUUGCGUUGUCCUUUGAUAUCACUGAAUGUCUAAAUGUAUUGUAGUGUAGUCUUAUUAUGAUAGGGUUAACCCUUUUUCUCACCUAUAAUAUUGAAUGUUUUGCUGUAUCUUAGGGAAAAUAAUUUCACAUUUGUAUGAAAUUAUUAUGUCCAUGCAAUCAGAGGUUCGGUUUAUCAUCUCCUUU
Molecule: messenger RNA, 2405 nt
Organism: Phalaenopsis equestris
Lineage: Eukaryota; Viridiplantae; Streptophyta; Magnoliopsida; Asparagales; Orchidaceae
Product: regulation of nuclear pre-mRNA domain-containing protein 1B-like
Exons: 8
Coding region: 400-2058 (552 amino acids)
Biological process (GO): mRNA 3'-end processing
Cellular component (GO): RNA polymerase II, holoenzyme
Molecular function (GO): RNA polymerase II complex binding
Source: RefSeq, a predicted model, not a curated record